AUGUUUUCAAUUGAUAUUAUUUUUCUUGUUUUCCUCAUAUCUUCAAUUUGUAUUGGGUUCAUAGGGAACUCAGUGCUUUUCACAUUAUAUAUGUAUGUCUUCUUCACUCAAUCUCACCUGAAAAGGCCCAUAGAUUUGAUAUUCAUACACCUGACACUGGUCAAUGUUUUGACUAUCAUGUUCAAGUUGAUACCAGAUGUCGCGUCAUCCUUUGGAGUAAGGCAUUUUCUGGAUGAUGUUGGUUGUAAGGCAACUUUGUACACAUACAGAGUUACCCGGGGUCUUUCCAUCUGUACUACCUCCUUCCUGAGUGCUGUUCAAGCCAUCACUAUCAGCCCCAGUACUUCUACGUGGACAAGGCUUAAAUCUAAACUCUCUACAUGCAUCUUUCCCUCUCUCCUCUUCUUCUGGAUCAUCAACAUGUUCAUCUAUAUCAACAUCAUCAAAGCUGUAGAAGCCAAUUGCAAUGCUUCAUUUGUUGGUUCUGGAUACUCUCAACUGUACUGUGAAGGUAAGCCGUUGGGACACUACCGUUCAAUGGCAUUUAUAAGUGGCAUGGUGAUUCGAGAUCUCUUCUUUGUGGUCCUCAUGAUGUUGUCCAGUAUCUACAUGGUGAGUCUGCUCUACAAGCACUGCCAGAGAGCCCAGUAUGUUCACAGCCCCAGCCUGUCUUCCCAGACAUCUCCGGAAAUCAAAGCCACCCACAGCAUUCUUUUGCUGGUAAGUUGCUUUGUUUUCUUUUAUUGUGCGAACAACUUCAUUACCCUUUAUCUUUUUUAUAGACCUGAGAAAAACCCGAGACUGGAGAGAAUUACGGGGAUUAUUUCAGCCUGCUACCCAACCAUCUGCCCUUUUCUGCUGAUGAAAAGAAAAAUUAUUUCCAAAUUUACUUCUUUCAUUUCAAAGAUGAGAAUUCCCUUUUCUGAAAGAACAUUUAGGAGAUGA
This is a messenger RNA of Equus caballus (horse), 945 nucleotides long. RefSeq names its product vomeronasal 1 receptor equCabV1R934 (gene EQUCABV1R934). NCBI's taxonomy places the organism in Eukaryota, Metazoa, Chordata, Mammalia, Perissodactyla, Equidae. Gene Ontology annotation, cellular component: membrane. Gene Ontology annotation, biological process: G protein-coupled receptor signaling pathway. The record is from RefSeq and is a predicted model, not a curated record. Gene Ontology annotation, molecular function: pheromone receptor activity.